Molecule: messenger RNA, 2311 nt
Organism: Patiria miniata (bat star)
Lineage: Eukaryota; Metazoa; Echinodermata; Asteroidea; Valvatida; Asterinidae
Exons: 2
Coding region: 594-1526 (310 amino acids)
Molecular function (GO): nucleic acid binding; zinc ion binding
Source: RefSeq, a predicted model, not a curated record
UGAACGUAGAGGGCGACUGACUCAAUGUCAGUCGCGAUUCUGGCGGCUCGCAGCUGGACGUGUUUUGCUCGAGGCUCAAGACCUUUAAACCCGGUACCAUCGGGUUGGGGAAUAUCCGAAGAUUAAUAUGAGAAGUGGAAAAUGCUCAUAGCAGGUUUGAUAUACGGUAGAGGAUGAGAGAGGUUAGCUCUCCACGUUGUAAGGUUUUGUUUUGCAUUGGAAAUAUAACGAAGGUUUGGGAUUGCAUUAGGUGGGGUCUCGCUUCCGUUGAGGCCCGUAUACCCGUUUUAGGAAUGCUCUUUGUGUUUGUCGCAAAGAUUUCUGGGCAAAGUCAGGUUCCGCUUUGCUGGCAUUGUGCUAGGGUAGUGUUAUGCAAAUCCGAGUAUUUAUGCGUGACGAAUCCAUGGAAUUCGUUGGGAUACUCGAGGUGGGGCUUUGUGUUAAGCCGAGAAGAACUUUAUGCAUCAGUGCUCAGCACUUCAUGGCUUUGCGUAUCAGGGUGUGCUCUAGCUUGUAGUUUAAAUUCGAUUGCGUUCCCCGGGCUUUCCUAUAACCUAAAUUUUGAACGGUUUUAACGUCCUAUCUUUGCGAUAAUGGAGAAUAUGUUCGAUCAAGUCGAGGAGAACGCAGGAGCUUAUGCGGAAAUCGCCAAUGAGGGUGCCGGCCCUCUUUUCCGCGGGCUGUGUGCCACAUUUAAGAUCUCGAAGAAGUACUUCGAGGCUCUCAUCGCAGACGGUUGGGAUGACCCAGAACAAUUCCAGGAUUUGUCCCCCGAGUGGCGAGACCACAUCCUUGCCCUGGCCCCUAACGGAGGGCAGAAGCGUAACGUGGAGAAGCUCUUUGACCGGGUGGAAGCCGGGCCUCUCAGCGGCCCCGCCCCCAAGAAACGUCGGGUGCAGCCCAGCGCAUCCUCUGACGACGGGAAGGACAAAGCGGGUCCGAGUGGUAUUUCCACCGUGGAGGCAGGGCCGAGUCAGGUUGCAGCGGCUGCCAACCAGGGAUCCGGUUCGACGUCCUCUCAGGCCAAGUCUGCGCUUGAGGUGCACAAGCCUAGGCGGCUCGAGUUGCUUAAAGCAUGUUUGGAGACGGGCUACGAUCGAAACGUAGCGUAUGUGAUGUCUCUGCUCAGAAGCUAUGUCGACGAGUUUGCACCUUUGUCAACAGAAGAUAUGAAGGAACAGCAGUUGUACGUCAAUCUGUUGUCAGAUUGUACAAAGCACGUUCAGGCCAAGACACCGGGCAUAGCAAUGUAUAUAUACAAGUCCAUUACAGGAGAAGACUCCGAUAAGCGGCUGCGCUUUUCCAGAAAGCACCUGGGCCUCAGCGCGCCCCCAUCUGAGUUAAAAGCUCAAUCAUCAGCCAGUCAAGGUUUCUUGAAUAGGCCCGCUAGACAACCGCUGCGCUUCAGGGGAGAUCUUCGUCAGCCUCGUCAGGGCCAAUUUUCACGAGGGCCUAGGGAGAGAGACGUGUGCUUCAGAUGCCGCAGGAAGGGCCACUAUGCACGGGACUGCAAAGAAAUAGUUUAGAGGCAUGUUUGACAUGCUGGCGACUCAUUUCACGGUCAAAGAGACUUUGGUGGUGGGAUGUAGUCGAGUAAUCUUAAUAUACUUCUUCAUUUUGAGCAUUUAAGUUUGUAGCAGUGAUAUGAUGUUAUUUACGGAAUUAUGUUUUAAUAAGUACUUGUUAGGUAGCUGUCGGCUCAGGGACGGCAUUUGCAUGUUAUAAUGGGCGUAUGCGUGGGCGUAUGCAAGGGCCUCAAUGGGGGAUAAGUUGAUGCAAGAGCUGAAUGCAGGAAACGGGGUUUCAGAGGGUUUCAGAUGGUACUUUUCCCAGUAGGGAAAGUGUUGCGAUAUUUGAUGUAUCGAGUUUACCAUGUUUGACAUUGUAUCUAUACUUGCAAGAAAUAAAUUAUGAAACGACUGUAUGGUCGGCUUGAAAAUGUUACAAUGAUUGUAUAACCCCAGUGCCCGAGUUUAGGCCUAGUGCUCUUUAUGAUUCAAUUUAGGAAUACAAGAGGUAUCUGCAGAUUCUCGGGAAGCAUAAGUGGGAGCGUUCGUCGGCGCAUCUCUUUGAUCCUGAAGGCGCUCAGACAAACAGGCGCGAGAGGGGUGUUUGCUCUUGGGUGGACAUAGCGGGAAAGGCUGCCUCAUUUCCAGAUGGAUCCGCCCCGAGUCCGGCAGAUGUUUUAUCCGGAGAAAGUGUGCCAAACUUUGAUGCGCUCCGCUUCCGUGACCCAAAUAUGUUUGUAGCGGGAGGUCUGCAUGAUCAACCAGAGUUAUGGGAAGAUGUAUUGAAAGAAUGCCCGGCCAAC